Messenger RNA from Protobothrops mucrosquamatus (brown spotted pit viper), 1236 nucleotides. Its product is annotated as zinc finger protein OZF-like. The transcript has a single exon. The record is from RefSeq and is a predicted model, not a curated record. Gene Ontology annotation, biological process: regulation of DNA-templated transcription. The annotation marks the transcript as partial. NCBI's taxonomy places the organism in Eukaryota, Metazoa, Chordata, Lepidosauria, Squamata, Viperidae. Gene Ontology annotation, molecular function: DNA-binding transcription factor activity, RNA polymerase II-specific; RNA polymerase II cis-regulatory region sequence-specific DNA binding.
AUGGAGUCUGGGAAGCUCUUGAAUCCCCCGUCAGACACAAUCAGCACUCCAAAAAACCACCAAAGAAGCCAUCAAUGCUCAGAGUGUGGGAAAGCCUUUGCUUGCUGCUCCCUCCUUUUGACCCACAGGAAGGUCCAUGUGGGAAGUGGAUCCAGUCAAGGUUUGGAGGGUGAGAAAUCCUUCUCUGGGAAAAAACCCAAAGAUCUUAGAAGCCCCCCCAGACUAAAACCCUAUAAAUGUGAUGAAUGUGACUUAUUCUUUCAUCGAAAGUCACACCUUCUUACACAUCAGAAAAUCCACACUGGAGAGAAACCUUAUCAGUGUCUGGAAUGUGGGAAUUUUUUCCGUGAAAAAACCACCCUCAGAGACCACGAGAGGCUUCACACAGGGGAGAAACCUUACACGUGUUGGGAAUGUGGGAAGAGGUUUUCUUGGAAGGCAGGUCUUUGGGCCCAUGAGAAGAUUCAUGCAGGAAUAAAAUCUUACAAAUGCUUUGAGUGUGGGAAAUGUUUCACCCAGAGUUCAUCCCUUCGGAAUCAUUGGAAAAUACACAGAGGGGAGAAAAACGAAAAGUGCCUCGAAUGCGGGAAGUGUUUUAUCUUGAAAUCGGGCCUGGUGCAACAUCAGAGAAGUCACAAAAGAGAGAAACCCUAUGAAUGCCCAGAAUGCGAGAGACGAUUUGUUAAUUCUUAUGGGCUUCGGAGACACCAGAAGAGGCACAAUGGGGAGCUACCCUAUCAGUGUGGGGAGUGUGGGAAAAGUUUUGUUGCACAAAGUGAAGUUCAGAUUCAUGAACGAAUCCACACAGGGGAGAAGCCGUACAAAUGUGGGGAGUGUGGAAAGUGCUUUACCCUAAAACACCACCUUGGAAGCCAUCAGAGGGUCCACACUGGAGAGAAGCCGUACAAAUGCAUAGAAUGUGGGAAAUCUUUUGCUCGAAAAGGAUACCUUUGGAUACAUCAUAAAACGCAUAGUGGGGAAAAGUCAUAUCAAUGCAACGAAUGUGGAAAAUUUUAUAGUACCACAUCAUCCCUUAGAGAGCAUAUAAAACGUCACACAGGAGAAAAAAAUUACAAAUGUUUAGACUGUGGGAGAGCAUUUGCUUGGCCAACUCUCCUCAGAAACCACAGCCGAAUCCAUACAGGAGAGAAGCCCCAUAAAUGUUCGGAGUGCGAUAAAUGUUUUUCUCAAAAAAGUACUCUUUUGAAGCAUCAGCAAAUCCACACUGGAGAAAAA